Rhipicephalus sanguineus (brown dog tick) is the source of this 887-nucleotide messenger RNA. RefSeq names its product juvenile hormone acid O-methyltransferase. The record is from RefSeq and is a predicted model, not a curated record. Bases 141 to 887 code for a protein of 248 amino acids. The transcript has 6 exons. Lineage: Eukaryota; Metazoa; Arthropoda; Arachnida; Ixodida; Ixodidae.
CCACAAAAGAGUGUAGACUAGGGUGGGGUGACACUGCCUACACAACUGAACUAUCGCCGUCAGCACUCCGGGUUCUCGCCGAAAAAGGCUUUCCGGAGAAGUGUCAUCAGCAACAAACCUCUUUUUUGUCACGUAAGGUGAUGGCCUGCACCAACCUAGACAAGAACGAGUCUCAAGCUGGAGCGUUCAAGAGUGAUAUUGCUCCCGAGAUGUACAUUGAACUAAACGACAACGGCUCCUACUAUUCAAGAAGCAUACUUCAGGUAUUCAAGAUGGCAUUUUCGACUCCAAGUGAUGAGAGUCAGCAAUUCCUGGACAUUGGUUGCGGCACAGGAGACUUCACACGAGAGCAUAUUUUACCCACAUGCGAGCCGUGUAGAAGGAUUGUGGCAAUCGAUUGCUCCGAAAGUAUGCUCAAGUAUGCCAGAGAAAAGUAUGCACACGAGAAGAUUGUUUACGACCACCUGGAUAUAGACAAGGACGUGUCGGCCUUUUCGAAGAAGCACGGUGGCUUCCAGCGGGUGUACUCUUUCAAGACUCUUCAAUGGUCUCAAGAUCUGUCGUGCACUUUGAAAAACAUCGCUGAGCUGCUGGUGCCUGGUGGCGAGUGUCUCCUAUUCUUCUUCGCGAGAACCUUCUUGAUGGAGUCCUUCAAGCAAAUGAGCCGCCUGGAGCCUUGGUCAAAAUACGCAGAUGUGCUUCUACGAGGCGUACCAAAGAGUCACGACAUAAUUGACCAAAAGGGCCAGCAUGCCUACCUGUCUGCGGCUCUUUCCUCGGCAGGACUCAUCCCUUACACCGCUGAAGUGCUGGUCAAACCGCACCUGACAUGGAGACCAGGUGACUCAUGUGAAAGUACUUCGAUACCCUGGCAUGUAAAGAGUUGA